This is a messenger RNA of Oldenlandia corymbosa var. corymbosa, 2238 nucleotides long. The record is from the annotation of a GenBank genome assembly. NCBI's taxonomy places the organism in Eukaryota, Viridiplantae, Streptophyta, Magnoliopsida, Gentianales, Rubiaceae.
CUUUUGAACUUUGCUUAUUUUACUACUCCUAAUUGUAAUUGUAGAAAAGCAAUUUAAUAAAUUUUUCUGACUUUUGCCCUUUGCUUACUAUAUAUGUUACGUUUACUCGUAAACCAAACCAUAACGAGUACUACAUACCUACUUCGUCAAGUCAGUCCAAUGUUUCCAUAAGAUACCACCAAUUUAUUUCAGUAUAAAUUGAAUGGGACAUUCAUUUGGCUCUAGUUGCCACACAGAAUCAUGGAACUGAUUAACACUUGCAUUCUUGGACUAUUCACUUUCCUCCUCCUUGCUUUCUACAACUACAUCUUUCUGAGAUCAAAACCACAUAACAAAAACCAGCAACCGCCGCCGCUAGCCGGCGGUGCAUGGCCGGUAAUCGGCCACCUCCACCUCUUAGGAGGUCCACAGGCGCCCCAUAUAACCUUAGCAAACUUGGCCGACAAAUAUGGCCCGAUAUUCACAGUGAAACUCGGUCAUUACAAAGCCAUCAUCGUGAGCAGAUGGGAUAUAGCUAAGGAAUGUUUCACGACCCAUGACUUGCAAAUCCUGACCCGGCCCGACUCGUUGGUGGCCGAUCUCAUGAGCUACGAUUUCGCCAUGUUCGGUUUCUCCCCUUACGGUCCGUACUGGCGGGAGAUUCGCAAACUCAUCGCCGUCGAAUUGCUCUCCCCGCGCCGGCUCGAGCUGCUCAAAACUAACCGGGUUUCUGAAGUUGAGAUGUCGUCGAAAGAGCUGUACGAGUUCUGGAGGAGUCGCAAGUCGAAAUCAUCACCUGACCACAAAGUUGUGGUUGACAUGAAAGAGUGGUUGGGGAACCACUCCUUAAACACCGUCCUCAGAAUGAUUGCUGGACAACGUUACUUCGUUAGUAUUGCUGAUCACGGGGACAAAGAAAGAGAAGAAGCAACAAGGGUUCAGAGGGUUCUGAGAGAAUUCCUUCAUUUUGUUGGGCUUUUUCUGCCAGCUGAUUCUUUCCCAAUCUUGAAACAUUUCGAUUUCGGAGGAUUACAAAAGAAGAUGAAAGCAAUCAGUGCAGAAGUGGACAAUCUAGUUGGGGAAUGGUUGAAAGAACACCGCCAAAACAGGAAGUCCAGGCAAGUCUCCGCUGAUCAUGACUUCAUUGACGUGAUGAUCUCCAUGUUGGAAGAAGCCCAAAUCGAUGCAGAUUAUGAUCCUGACACCAUAAUCAAAUCCACUUGCAUAAAUUUAAUAGCUGGUGGAAGCGACUCAACUACGGUUACCCUAACUUGGGCGGUAGCUCGUGUGAUGAAAAAUCCACAAAUCUUGGAAAAGGUCAAAGCAGAAGUCGACUUCCACGUCGGGAAAGACCGGCGAGUGACGGACGCUGACAUCCCGAAGUUGGUCUACCUUCAGGCCGUCGUCAAAGAAACUUUGCGACUCUAUCCGGCUGGACCACUGGGUGGACCAAGAGAAUUGGCCCAAGACGCCAACAUCGGAGGAUAUCAUGUCCCCAAAGGAACCAGAGUGAUCGUCAACUUGUGGAAAAUGCAUCGGGAUCCGGAUGUGUGGGUCGAUGACCCGACGGAGUUUAAGCCCGAGAGAUUCCUCACGACCCACAAGGAUUUUGAUGUGAAGGGUCGGAAUUUCGAGCUGAUUCCGUUUAGUGCUGGUAGGAGGAAUUGCCCCGGUGCGAAUUUGGCUCUACAGAUGGUGCACCUGAUCCUUGGAAAUCUCUUCCACGCUUUCGACCUCGAGAUUCCGAAUGGCCGGAAAAUUGACCUGAAAGAGAGCGCCGGCGUUACGAACCACCUUGUUGGCCCGCUGGAACUCGUCCUCGUUCCACGCCUCCCAGCAAAUCUUUAUUGAUUGAUUAAUUUAAGAUAUUGCCACCUGCAUGGAAAAUGAUUAAGAGAAUAAUAGCUUAUGGGUCUAUUUAAGAAGUUUGAACCUUCAGUUGUUGCUAAGAGCAUCACAACGAUUUACAGAAACGUUAAUAUUAAUAAUAUUAAAAUUUUCAAUGUUAUAUUUUUAUUUAAAUUUUCAAUACAUUUGUUUACACGUAAAAGUAUAAUAAUAAAAUAAUUUUAAUACAAUCGUAAAUUCAGAUUAAUUAUAUUUUAACCCCAAAAAAUAUAUUAUAUGAUGUAAAAAUUCUUAGACUGUAUAUAUAAUAUUAUUACACUGUAACAUAAUAAUAAAUAGUAUAAUAGAGUAAUUAUUUACUAAUUAUAUACUACCAUUGUGAAUGCUACAACCAUAAUUAGAAAUGCACCA